Molecule: messenger RNA, 978 nt
Organism: Chara braunii
Lineage: Eukaryota; Viridiplantae; Streptophyta; Charophyceae; Charales; Characeae
Source: the annotation of a GenBank genome assembly
GACGUCGUGUCCCUCUGCCCUUACCGCUGCUGCUGCCGCUGGAGACAUAGUGCUCGCCACUGCCGCCGCUGCCGCUGGAGACUUCGGUACCAGUGCCACCACUACCGCUACUGUCUGCACCCGGCCUCCUCCAGGUGAGGUCUCUCUCCUCUUCCCACUUCACCCGUCUCCACGACCUCCUCCUCCUCCCUGACAUCCUCCUCCUCCUCCUCCUCCUCCUCGACAUCCUCCUCCUCCUCCUAAUCUUCCUCCUCCUCCUCGACAUCCUCCCCCUCCUCCCCGACAUCCUCCUCCUCCUCGUCGUCCUCCGCCUCCUCGUCCACCUCCUCCGUGAUUUUUUUCAUUUUUUACUGAUGGAUUGUUCGAAAAAAAAACAAAAACUAAAAACAAAGAAAGGUGGACGAGGAGGAGGAGGAGGAGGAGGAGGAUGUCGAGGACGAUGUCGGGGAGAAGGGGGAGGAUGUCGAGGAGGAGGAGGACUUGGAGGAGGAGGAGGAUGUCGACGAGGAGGAGGAGGAGGAGGACGAGAAGGCGGCGGAGGAGGAGGAAGAUGUCAGGGAGAAGGGGGAGGAUGUCGACGAGGAGGAAGAUUAGGAGGAGGAGGAGGUCGGGGAGGAGAAGGAGGACGAUGUCGGGGAGGAGGGGGAGGAUGUCGAGGAGGACUCAGAGGAGGAGGAGGACGAGGAGGAGGAGGAGGAGGAGGAGGAGGAUGUCGGGGAGGAGGGGGAGGAAGUCGAGGAGGAGGAGGAAGAUUAGGAGGAGGAGGAGACGAGGAGGAGGACGAGGAGGAGGAUGAGGAGGAGGAGGAGGAGGACGACAAGGAGGAAGAGAAUGCAGCGGACCGUGAGGGGGAGGGGGAGGAGGAUAUCGAGGAGGAGGAGGAGGAAGAGGAGGAAGAGGAGGAAGAGGAGGAGGAGGAGGAUAUCGAGGAGGAGUAGGAAUAGGAGAAAAAAAAAAAAAAAAUCCAAUCGAAAAAAU